AUGGAAUCCUUCAAGUUACUCCAGGACGACAUUUCCAAAGCCCUCGUCUCCACCACGCGUUCGGCCACACGCAUUGCUGGUGCAGACAUUGCCUUCCAGCGGUCUCUCAACCCAGACGUGGGUACGGCACUUGACACUCAGAAUGGGCGCCUUCUCCAUCUUGCGCAACGCCUUCUUGAGAACGCUGCCGCGAGCUCGGACGCUGUAGGUCCCAAGCUACCCGACGUCGAAUCCAUAGACGGCAAUUGGAGGGCGGUCGUUGAUGUCAUCGACAGCUUGCUUGAGAAGGCCGACACCAGUCUUGACGAGUAUACGGGCGUAGUGAAGCGCUUGAGUCCUGGGGCAGACCAGGCCGCCGUAAAGCCACGACCCAACAUCGCCGAGAGAAAACACAUUGCAAAACCACAGCUCACCUUUGAGAAUGUGCCAACCAACGAUGAGACUGGUGGUUUCCGACCCUUGCUCGUUACCAAGCCGCACGCAAAGAUCCCGCUCGAAAAAUGUCUGGAAACAUUCAAGGACAGCAAGGGCCGAGAGCAGUACCCCCACCCCUACCAGGCCGAGAUUGAGGCAUACGAAUACCCACCAGCCGUCUACCAACACGCCGAGCCAAAGCAGUACCCGCCAUUCGAGGAGACAACCGCUACAUUCGUCGACACACCUGAGGCGCUCGCUGCCAUGUUGGCCGAGUUGAAGACUGCAAGAGAGUUGGCGGUUGAUCUGGAGCACCACGACAACCGCUCAUAUAUUGGCAUGGUGUCACUCAUGCAGAUCAGCACACGCGACAAGGACUGGAUAGUGGACACACUCAAGCCCUGGAGGCGAAAGCUAGAGUGCUUGAAUGAAGUUUUCGCAGAUCCUGGUAUCCUCAAGGUCCUGCAUGGCUCUUACAUGGAUGUCAUAUGGCUCCAGCGGGAUCUUGGACUGUACCUAGUCGGCUUGUUCGACACCUACCAUGCGGCGCGUUCACUUGGCUACCCAGGCGCGAGUCUGGCGUAUCUGCUUGAGAGGCACGUCAACUUCAAAGCACAAAAGCAAUAUCAGAUGGCCGAUUGGCGAACUCGACCUUUAAGCCAGGAGCUCUUUGAUUAUGCUCGCGCAGAUACACACUUCCUACUCUACGUUUACGACAAGAUGCGAAACGAAUUGGUGGACAAGUCGGACUUCUCGGAUCCUGAGAAGAAUAAGGUCCACGAUGUUCAGGAAAAGUCGAAAGAGUACGCAUUGCAGCGAUACGAGCAUCCAGUAUAUGACCGCGAGCUGGGUCUUGGGCCGGUCGGCUGGUAUAAGGUCAUCUCAAGAUCGCCUGUUACUUUCUCGUCGCAGCAGUUUGCAGUGUUCAAGGCGGUACACAGGUGGCGCGAUAGUCUAAGCCGCAAGGAGGACGAGAGCCCAUUCUUCAUCAUGCCGAACCAUGCAGUAUUCAGUAUAGCACGCAUGAUGCCAGUGGACAAGCCAGCACUUUACACCGCGAUACAGCAUGUUUCGCACAUUGUCCGAGCACACGCGGAUGAGCUCGUAGGGGUUAUUGCGCAAGCAAAGGAAGAAGGUAUCGAUGGGCCGGAGCUUGCCGCUGUUCUCUCGAAGAUUGCGGACAUGAGGGAAGCGGAGAAGGCAGUGAAGUACUCAUCGGACGUACCAAAGAAGACUGCCUUAGAACCAACCGUGGCAGCCGCCGAACCGAUACCGUUAGAGAGCAAUGCUGCCCUACCAGCGGAACGAAUGUCGUCUUCAGGGUUUUGGGGUUCGUUGUGGUCUUCGACCCAAAAUUUUGACCGGCAACGAACUAUCGACAUUGGCCUCGCCCUUCCUCUACCACCCUUGACUGCCGAAAUCUACGCCGAAGCCAAUGGCACCGCAGAGACAGCUACACCCAGAGCUGAGAAGCCACAGCACACAUACGUUCCCAAGGAGGAUAGGCCACAGGAAGACCAGCGAACGGACAUGUUCGUCGUCAAGCAGCUUGGUGGCCGUAAGAGGAAGCGAGCUGAAGCCUCCGAGGCUGGAACUCCUGCCAAACCAGCACUUGACCCCAUGACGAACGAUGAGAUCAUGCUAGACGGUGUACAUGAGGAGGACGAUGAGGAAAGUGCGCGAGCCGCCCGAAAGGCUGCCCGUAAGGCCGAGAAGAAACAAAAGAAGAAGGAGGCACAGGCUGCGUCACUGAACGACGCCGGUGAGCCUGCAUUUGACUACGCUAGCGCGCCGACUGUGCUACAUGCUGCAGAUGAGCAGGCGAAGAAAGAUGCAAAGGACAAGAAGAAGGACAAGAAAGACCGGAAGAAGAAGGGUUUCCAAGGUUUCGCAGGCCUGACAGAUGCGCCAAAGGGGCUGCCGAGGGCGCAGAAAGAAGUUGCGGGGAGGAGCAAGACGUUCACAAAAUAG
This is a messenger RNA of Ascochyta rabiei, 2385 nucleotides long. RefSeq names its product exosome nuclease subunit. Gene Ontology annotation, molecular function: 3'-5'-RNA exonuclease activity; nucleotide binding; nucleic acid binding. Gene Ontology annotation, cellular component: nuclear exosome (RNase complex); nucleolus. Gene Ontology annotation, biological process: nuclear polyadenylation-dependent snoRNA catabolic process; nuclear polyadenylation-dependent CUT catabolic process; TRAMP-dependent tRNA surveillance pathway. The transcript is spliced from 2 exons. Bases 1 to 2385 code for a protein of 794 amino acids. The record is from RefSeq and is a predicted model, not a curated record. NCBI's taxonomy places the organism in Eukaryota, Fungi, Ascomycota, Dothideomycetes, Pleosporales, Didymellaceae.